GCCACCACUCCUGGAACGUCAAAUGGCUUCAGAGGGAGUCAGUAGUGUGCCUGGUUGUGGUUGUAAAGGCAUAAGGACAUGUCUAACCUGUGAGAGAAUAACGGGCAAAAUUGGCUUGACUGCAAACGAAAUGACAAAGGAAUCACACGAAUUUACAUACAAUCCUUCAUCAGAACUGGCCAUAAGAUGUGUGAGUGGGGUUCAACAAUCAUUUCCCUUCCCUGGAGUAUUUCUAUGCGAAAACUUUGUCACUGAGGAGGAGGAGAAGGAACUGGUGUCUAAAAUGGAUGAAGAUAUUUGGAGAGAAUCACAAUCAGGAAGAAGGAAACAGGAUUUCGGCCCUAAAGUUAACUUCAAAAAGAGACGUGUACGUGUUGGAGGCUUCUGUGGCUUGCCGUCGAUUAGUCAAAAACUAGUGGCCCGAAUGAACCAGUUGCCCCAGCUUAAUGGAUUUCAUCCAGUGGAGCAAUGUAACUUGGACUACAAUCCCCAGCGAGGGUCUUCUAUUGAUCCCCACUUUGAUGACAGCUGGCUGUGGGGAGAGCGAUUGGUUACGAUCAACUUGCUUUCGGACAGCAUUCUCACAAUGAGCCUAGAUGGAGGAUGUGGACAAUUGGAUCAAGGAGAAGUGAAGGUCCAUCUCUCUCGUAGGUCCUUGGUUGUGUUGUUUGGUGAAGCAAGACACCGAUGGAAACAUGCAAUCCAUAGAAAGGACAUUCACAGUCGCAGAGUGUGUAGUACAUUCAGGGAGCUUUCUGCUGAGUUCCUAGAAGGUGGAGAACAAGCAGAGGUGGGCUCCCAACUAUUGAACAUUGCCUCCAGCUUCCAUGGGGUUCCUCUGUGACAGUUUAUUAUAUAAUUUCACUCAGGAGGGAAUUAGCCUAAUAGGCCCAAUAUUAAGUUAAUCAACAAUACCACUGUUGUAGCCAGCAUGCAACUUACGGAAUCACACACAGUGUGACAAUUUACUGAAGGAAUUCUUGCACUUUAAGUCAAAGCAGUUGUUUUAUAAUAGGCUAUUAUUAUUAUUAAUAAUAAUAAUAAUAAUAAUAAAAACAUCUAAAAUAUAUAAAUGUGUCUGUGUUGAUUGAUUAACUAUUUUUUGUACACUGGAGUGUGGCAUGGUGCAAAAGGGGUUCUUUCUUACUUGUAAAUAAUUUGCUUUAAUAUAUCAAUGCUAUUCAUGACAAGAUUCAGCUCACUACAGUUUAGCAAUCAAUCUGGCAGCUGUGUUGUUGUUGUUCAUGUUCAGGAGCUACUUCAUGAAAAGCUCUCAUUAUUGUUGUUAUAAUUAUUGUUGCAGUUGAGGUCAUUGCUAUUUGAUUAAAACACGGAUUACAUUUUAAAUAUUAGCUAUUUGCCUGUAAGAAAAUCUUAUGUUAGGCCUAGGCCUAUAUCAGUUUCAUAUUUAUAACAUGGACAAUGCAGGCCAC
Molecule: messenger RNA, 1433 nt
Organism: Sardina pilchardus (European sardine)
Lineage: Eukaryota; Metazoa; Chordata; Actinopteri; Clupeiformes; Clupeidae
Gene: alkbh4
Product: alkB homolog 4, lysine demthylase
Exons: 3
Coding region: 23-844 (273 amino acids)
Biological process (GO): protein demethylation; actomyosin structure organization
Cellular component (GO): midbody; contractile ring
Molecular function (GO): actin binding; oxidoreductase activity; demethylase activity
Source: RefSeq, a predicted model, not a curated record